Messenger RNA from Letharia columbiana, 1371 nucleotides. RefSeq lists its product as uncharacterized. The record is from RefSeq and is a predicted model, not a curated record. Gene Ontology annotation, molecular function: ligase activity, forming carbon-nitrogen bonds; ATP binding. Gene Ontology annotation, biological process: tRNA processing. The transcript has a single exon. Lineage: Eukaryota; Fungi; Ascomycota; Lecanoromycetes; Lecanorales; Parmeliaceae. The coding region runs from base 1 to 1371 and encodes 456 amino acids.
AUGCGGUUGGCUUCUGGGCACAAGGGUCUUGGAUUGCACGGGAUGCGGUCUAUCACGGACAUACCUGAAUGCUGGGGCGUGCAUGGUGUCCAUCGGAGUGGUACAAGAGACCUGGCCGCUUCGGGACUCCGUAGGGAGGAGGACAAAGACCCAGCAUCUCCACACGCAAAGGGUUUGCAGCGGAUACUUGCACGAGACGACAUAUUUGAAAAAGGCGGAGUCCGAAUUUUGAGACCAUUGUUAGGCUUCAGCAAGGAAAGGCUUAUCCAGACAUGCCGAGCUCAGGAUUUGGCCUGGGAAGAGGACAAGACCAAUAAUGAUGCAUGGAGAACUCCUCGCAACAAUAUACGAGAGCUUCUGCAUAGCGCUAAGCUUCCGCAAGCUCUGCAGAAAACCUCGAUGUUGCACCUAGCGAAGCAAACAUCUGAUAACAUGCACAAAGUCAACACUACCAUCCAGAGGAUUUUGUCUUGCUGUGAAAUACUGCUUCUCGACGUACGCUCCGGCAGACUGAUUGUCCGCCUUCCAAUUAACCAAUUCCUACCGAGAGAUGACUUCGAACGAGGGAAAGGAUGGGCGGUAUAUGAGGGACAACAUCGGUUCACAGCUACAUUACUUCUAAAACGUCUCGUAGAAAUUGUCACACCGCAGGAGGAGGUAUCCUUGCAAAGCUUGAAACAAGCAGCGGUGUCAAUCUUUCCAGAGCUUGUUGGGGCCGACAGAAGGCUCCAGCCUACGAGUUUUACCGGAGGCGGUGCUCAAUUCCAGCGCCUCCACUCUCCAUUGCCAGCGCCACGGUCAGAUUUGGGUCCAGCGAUUUCUGGCAUAUCGGAGGAUCUGGACUCUGUUUUUGUGUGGAAAUUGACCCGCCAACCAUUCUCCGAGGCCCCGCUGAGUCUCACAAUACAGCCUUCAGCAAACACACAAUCCAAAAUUGCAGACAAUCCGCCUUCUUGGUCUUCUUGGCAGCUCUGGGAUGGCCGAUAUUGGAUAAGACUCCUCAAUCGUUCCUGUAGGCCCCUAGUGGUUCGCUCGUUUCAACUUGCCGACCUCAAAUAUCUUCGCUCUACCUUCACCCCUCAACGCUAUAAAGAAUUUCACCAAUUCCUCCUUCUCGCGGCACCUGACAAGGUGCGCUGGACUUUACUUGCAGUUGCGGAGCUUGCAGACGAUGCCUUGCCUUUAGGUCGAGUGCUCGCCCUGCCAACGCUUGGGCAAGCAGGCAUCUUCGAUAUUAGUGACGGAAAUGGAACGGAAAAGGUCGAGUGGCAGGUUCGCUACAAGUACGUCGGACUCGGGUACCAGCUGUCCGAUGAUAGUCCAGGUAAUAUCAGCAGGAACAGGAGUCUCAUUACCUCAUGGAAAGAUUGA